AUGGAAUCCCGUGGCCUCCGACCCUUUGAAGUUUUCCCCGAUCCCUGGGGUGUCCCCAAAACGUCGCCCAUCUCGCGAGGAACCUUUGAUAAGGAUAUCCGAAUCAGGCUUCUGGCUAUGUACCUUUGCCUCUGGAGGAUCUCGGGGCCCCAUGACAGGAACCAAGGGGAUUCUUCGUUUCCGUUCUCAUUGCAGGAGUUUGGGACGCCCUCAGGGAAGGCCCUACAUUGGCGUGGUACUAGUGCCCUUCGCCAGAGGCGACUUUCCGACACUUCUUAUCCAACGGAUGCCGAUGGGGACUUGGAGCCUCCACGACGGCCGCAAGGCUCUAGGGGGAUUACCCGGGAUCCUAAGAGUCGGAAGGCGACGGCGGUGUCCCCCGAGACACUGAAGUUCGGAAUGCCUCAUGGGCGGGGGCCUUCAGAGUGUUUCUGGACUUUUCAGAAAAAUGCCGAGGACCUGAACGAAGUUGGCAGGGGCGUCUGGUCCGCCUCGCUUGCACUAGGUAGCUUCCUGUAUCGGCAGCCAGCCGUCUUUUGGGGGUCUCUAGAGGGGGUCACCACCAGACCCAGCCUGUCAGCUAAGUACAACACUGCUGGAGCUGCUGAGAGUCAGUCCGCAUCGAAGAAACCCCGGGGCAUCACGGGUAACACUCCCAAGGAGACCUUGGGGAAUGUUGUUGAAAUGGCCUCUACUGGAGUCCCGAAGGUCUUUAGGAUUUUGGAGCUUGGCAGCGGCGUCGGCCUUAUAGGGCCCCUCCUCCGGCGGCUCUUUGCCCGAGGGGACUUUAGCGCGUCCUCUUUGGGUUGCACCAAAGGGGCGUCUGACCUCUCUGUGGAGGUAUAUCUGAGCGACACGGAUCCAGAGGCUCUCCAAAUGUGUGAGCGAACACAGCGGCUGGACGAGUCCAUUCUUGGACUCCUCCACGAGGGCAUCUGUCCUAGUGGCUGCCGUGAAGAGGCCUUUGGACAUGGGUCAAGUCCCGACUUGGCAGCAGCAAAAUCACCGAGAGCCCAUUUUGAGUGCUCUCCGGGAACUUCUGUCAAAACCUUUGUGCGAAGACUCGAUUGGAGGCACGGAGGCCCCUGGGCAGCCGACGUUUCAGGUAUAUCCCCACAGACGGAUCAUUCACGUGUAGAAGAUGACGAUCCUGAAUCUCAGGAUGACCUUACCGUGGCAAGGACCCGAGGUCAAGAUGCGUUUGAGUGGACUCGAGAAGAGGUCGAGAUGCUGCAGAAAGAGGGUGCCCUUAGCUUAGUUCUAGCGUCAGAUGUGUUGUACGACUUUAACUUAACUUCAUCCCUUUCGAAUUUGUUGUGUGCCAUUCUGGAGAAGAACCCUUCAUGCCGCUGCCUCCUUUCCCACUCUCGGCGCUUGGGCAUUGUGUGCCCGACUUCCUCUGUCGCGGUCGAUAUCUAUGCUGAAGACUUUUUCGACAGAUUCUGCUCCAGUGACCCCAAGGAAAUACAGAUUGCAAGCAGACGGUUUCUGCUGACCACACAUCCCACCCCUCCAAAUGCAGUCGUCUUUGCAGGAUACUCAGACCCUGUGGAGACUGAUAAGGUAAAAAAGCUCAUUGAAAAGGAUCUUGCGUCGCUUGUUGAGGGCGUUGAUGGAGAAUUAGGGAGCCAUAAGGAUGCUCAGAGGGCCCCCAGAAAGGCUAAAGAAAAGCAGUUUAGGCUGAGUCCCUCCGAGGCGGAGGAGGCCACGGCUUUCGCAGAGAUAUGGGAACUUACCCUAGCCGAAACACAGCGAGAAGAUGACCUCGCUGCAGUCAUCUCAGGAGCUCUACCUGGCUCUCUUGAGUGGGGAUGCCAUGCGAAUGGCCCUACAGUGAGCGGGGAUCGGUGUGGCGGCACACUACGGGCCAUUCGUAGGACUCAUUUUGCUAUCCCCAACACGCCGCUGCACAGUAAUGCCGCUUUGCGCAGGGAUACGGAGGCAGAGAGUAAGGGAAAGCGCGAAAACCGGCUCAUGGGGCAUCAAGAAGAGCUAAGGGCCCAUAGAUGGACGGCUGGAGGGACAAAUACCCCGACACAACAAGCGCCUCAUGCGCCUGAGAACACUAGUCAAGACUCAAAGCUCAAAUGCCAGCUAGAUAGGUGGAGGUUGACCGUGGGGCAGACGACUCGAGUCUUCCCCGUUGCGCUUUACACAGCGCAUGUGGAGAGCAGCAGGAGCCAGUCCUGCAGCACUUGCAACAGAGGCCGUACGGGGUCAGCUGCAGCUGUGACUGCUGUUCGUGUAGCUACAGGUGGCCGUGCCCCGACAAGGAGGAACACCAACAAAGGCGGUGUGUGUCCUCGUUAG
This is a messenger RNA of Cyclospora cayetanensis, 2310 nucleotides long. RefSeq lists its product as uncharacterized. Gene Ontology annotation, biological process: protein methylation. Gene Ontology annotation, cellular component: nucleus. Lineage: Eukaryota; Apicomplexa; Conoidasida; Eucoccidiorida; Eimeriidae. Gene Ontology annotation, molecular function: protein methyltransferase activity. Bases 1 to 2310 code for a protein of 769 amino acids. The transcript has 6 exons. The record is from RefSeq and is a predicted model, not a curated record.